Trichoderma reesei QM6a is the source of this 1749-nucleotide messenger RNA. RefSeq lists its product as uncharacterized. Gene Ontology annotation, biological process: fatty acid metabolic process. Gene Ontology annotation, molecular function: medium-chain fatty acid-CoA ligase activity. The transcript has 3 exons. Bases 1 to 1749 code for a protein of 582 amino acids. The record is from RefSeq and is a predicted model, not a curated record. NCBI's taxonomy places the organism in Eukaryota, Fungi, Ascomycota, Sordariomycetes, Hypocreales, Hypocreaceae.
AUGGACGCUCCAUCAUCAUCAUCAUCAUCAUCACCAACAAACAGCAUCCAGCCAUAUUCUUCUCCAUCCACCCAGAGACUCUCCCUCCUCCAUGGCCCCUCCGACCCUCCCCUCGUCGACUUGACCCUCGGCGAGCUCCUCCAGCUGCAAACCUACCAGUACGGCACCAAGGAGUGCAUCGUCAUCCCCUGGACAGGCGCACGAUGGACAUACCACGACCUCAACCAGCAGAGCUCGGCCCUGGCCCAGUCGCUGCUCGACAUGGGCAUCGGCGUCGGCGAUCGCGUGGGCAUCAUGGCCGGCAACUGCGAGCAGUACGCAGCAGUCUUCUUUGCCGUGGCCAAGAUCGGCGCCAUCCUCGUCAUCCUGAACAACACUUACACGGCGACCGAGGCCAUGUACGGCCUCACCUUUUCCGACUGCAAGGUGUUUUUCGUGACGCGCACCAUUGGCCGGACGAACAACGCGCCGCUGCUGCAGAACUUGAAGAAUGAAGCCUCGCCUAUCAAGGUUGUGAUCCUGAGGGGAGAGGGCGACGAAUACCCGACGUAUGACGAGCUCGUCAAGGCUGGUUCGAGACAGAACCACGACAGGCUGUACCGGGUCAUGAGCAAGGUCCUGCCUCACCAGGUGGUGAACCUGCAGUUUACAAGCGGGACGACGGGGUUGCCAAAGGCAGCCAUGUUGACGCAUCACAAUCUGGUCAACAACUCUCGCUUCAUCGGCGACAGAAUGCGCCUCACCCACGAAGACGUCCUCUGCUGCCCUCCCCCCCUAUUCCACUGCUUUGGCCUCGUCCUCGGCCUCCUGGCCAUCGUCACCCACGGCGGCAAGAUCGUGUAUCCGGCAGAGGUCUUUGACAUCCCGGCCACCCUCCGGGCCAUCUCCGACGAGGACUGCACCGCCGUCCACGGCGUCCCCGCCAUGUUCGACUCCCUCUUCCAGGCCGAGCCCCCGGCCAACUUCAAGUGCGACCGGCUGCGCACGGGCAUCAUCGCCGGCGCCCCCGUCCCGCGCUAUCUCAUGGAGCUGCUGGUGAACCGCUUCGGCAUGACGGAGUUUACGAGCAGCUACGGCCUCACCGAGGCGUCCCCCACGUGCUUUAAUGCCUUUACCGACGACGCCAUGACGAGGAGGCUCACCACCGUGGGGACUCUGAUGCCGCACGCGCAGGCCAAGAUUGUCGACCGCGACGGCAACAUUGUGCCCAUUGGCACGAGGGGCGAGCUUUGCAUGGCCGGAUACCAGCUGCAGGCGGGAUACUGGAACAACUCGGAAAAGACCAACGAGGUCAUGGUCCGGGACGCGGCCGGCGUGCUGUGGCUGCAUACCGGCGACGAGGCCGUCUUUGACGAGGACGGCUACUGCACCAUCACGGGCAGAUUCAAAGACAUCAUCAUCCGAGGCGGCGAAAACAUCUACCCCCUUGAGAUCGAGGAGCGCCUCAUGGCACACCCUUCCAUCUCGCGCGCCAUCGUCGUCGGCCUCAAGAACAAGCACUACGGCGAGGUCGUCGGCGCCUUUGUCGAGCUGGCGGACAACGCCAAGAAGCUCUCCGACCAGGAGGUCCGGGACUGGGUGCGCAAGACGCUGGGGAACCACAAGGCGCCCGCGCACGUCUUUUGGCUGGGGCAGGACGGCGUGCCGGCGGAUGUGCCCCUGACGGGCAGCGGCAAGAUUCGCAAGUUUGAGAUGGCGAAGCUAGGGGAUGAGAUCUUGAGUAAGAUGGCCAAGACUUCGAAGCUGUAA